This is a messenger RNA of Arabidopsis thaliana (thale cress), 1443 nucleotides long. It is a transcript of the gene CYP96A13, whose product is annotated as cytochrome P450, family 96, subfamily A, polypeptide 13. The transcript is spliced from 2 exons. Gene Ontology annotation, molecular function: monooxygenase activity; oxidoreductase activity, acting on paired donors, with incorporation or reduction of molecular oxygen; iron ion binding. The coding region runs from base 1 to 1443 and encodes 480 amino acids. The record is from RefSeq and is marked reviewed. NCBI's taxonomy places the organism in Eukaryota, Viridiplantae, Streptophyta, Magnoliopsida, Brassicales, Brassicaceae.
AUGGCUUCAAUAAGCUUAUUCGAAGCUUCCAUAGCCAUCUUUUGCUUUAUCAUCCUUCACUUCUUCCUUGGGAACUGGCCGGUUCUCGGGAUGCUUCCGGGUCUGCUCUUGGAGUUCCAUCGGAUCUAUGACUUCAGCGUGGAGGUUCUCGAGAACUCUGACUUGACAUUUCCAUUUAAAGGCCCAUGGUUCACUGGUAUGGAUAUGUUGUUCACUGUUGAUCCAACUAAUAUUCAUCAUAUAAUGAGCUCAAACUUCUCCAAUUACACCAAAGGUCCCGAUUUCAAACAAGUGUUUGAUGUUUUUGGAGAUGGGAUACUCACAACAGACGAUUCAGAGUUAUGGAAGAAUCUGAAGAAAGCUUCUCUAGUGAUGCUCAACCAUCAAGGGUUUCAAAAGAAUGGAACGGUGGUGGACUUGCAAGAUGUGUUCAAAAGGUUUAUGUUUGAUACGACUCUAGUGACAGUAACCGGUUCUGCUGAUCCUAGAUCUCUCUCCAUUGAAAUGCCAGAGGUUGAGUUCGCUAAAGCUCUCGAUCAUGUAGGAGAAGGGAUUAUGCAUAGACAUGUUAGACCGAGACUCUUGUGGAAGUUGCAAAAAUGUGUUGGAUUUGGACAAGAGAAGAAGUUUUCAAAAGCUGACGCCACUUUAAAUCAAGCGUGUGCAAAGUACAUAUUAGAAAAGAGAGAAGAGACAAGAUCACAAGGUUUUGAUUAUCAUUCCAACGGAUCAGAAAGUGAGGAUAUAUUGACAUACCACAUAAAGAUAGAUACAACCAAGUACGAGCUGUUGAAUCCGAGUGAUGAUAAGUUCCUCAGAGACACCAUCUUAGCUUUCGUUCUAGCAGGAAGAGAUACCACUGCUUCUGCCCUCACUUGGUUUUUCUGGCUUUUGUUGGAAAACCCUCAAGUUGUCACUAAAAUUCGCCAAGAGAUCAACACAAGUAAUGGUGGCCAAGAGAAGCCAUCUUGUGAACCUAUGGAGUACUUGAAUAACUUGGUAUAUUUACAUGGCGCGUUGUAUGAAGCAAUGAGACUCUAUCCACCGGUUCCAUUCGAGCGAAUGUCUCCUAUAAAACCAGAUGUGCUUCCAAGUGGGCACAAAGUUGACUCAAGUAUGAAGAUUUUGAUCUUUAUUUACGCGUUGGGGAGGAUGAGAGCCGUAUGGGGAGAAGAUGCAUCAGAGUUUAAGCCAGAGAGAUGGCUUUCAGAGACAACUAGCUUGAGACAUGAGCCUUCUUUCAAGUUCUUAGCAUUUAAUGCAGGUCCAAGAAGUUGCAUAGGUAAGCAACUAGCUAUGACUCUAAUGAAGAUAGUGGUCGUGGAGAUAUUACAAAACUAUGAUAUUAAGGUUGUCAAAGGGCAGAAGAAGAUUGAACCAGCUCCUGGUCCUAUUCUUCGCAUGAAACAUGGUCUUAGAGUUACACUUACUAAGAAGUGUUGA